GAAUAGUAGAGUUUAAGAGCGACGACACUCUAGGAGAAACUCUGGGAUUCGAUUGGAACCAGCUAACCAACCUGUUUCAUAAAACUUUCAGGUCGGGGUAUUUGGAUAAGUACCAAAGAUCCCUGACUUGGCAGUGCAUUACCCGUUCGAGAUAAAUUGUCUAGACACGGCAUUCCAGUGUCACUGAUAUGCCCAAGGUCUGGGCAUGAUGAGGAAACCGUCCUGCACGCCUUUGUACAGCGUCCGGAGAUUUCCAGUGUGAUGGCACUCCGCCGCUUACGACGUCGAGGGUUCCAGUUGAUCCGAUCAACGGAACAGCCUGCUCGUGAAAUUAACGUGCAAGUGGCUGAGCACUCCACAGACACGUGUACCCUUAACGUAGUUCUCGGGGAUAUUCAGCGUGACAAAGUGUGACAAGGCUGACCCUUUGAAUUACAGGCACAACAGAAACAGGAAGUAAGAGUGAGAGAAAGUUGUGGUGGAAGAGUACAGCAGGGUUCACCACCAUCCCUUGCCGGAGCCUCGUGGAGCUUUUAGGUGUUUUUGCUCAAUAAACACUCAAAACGCCCUGUCUGGGAAUCGAAACCGCGAGUCCGCUGCCCUAACCACUGGGCCAUUGCGCCUCCACUUGGAAGUUUCCACUUCUGAUAAUUUACGUCGAACACGUGUUGUCGCAUCUGAGAAGAGUACGGCUAUCAGCUGAGUCUGUGAUAAAGAAUGUACCGCCAGCCAGACUUUCAAAGGAAGAAUAAAAUUUUUUAUUUAUUUGAUCCCAAAUUGCUGGAUGACAUCAACACUUGUAACUUUGUUGGGAAAAUCACACUGGAAAGUUUAGGAAGCCAUUUUAAAGUGAGGCCAUUAUGUUUAUCUGAUUAUGAAAAGGGUUAUUUGAAGUUGUUAUCCGAGUUGACUAAAGUUGGAGAUGUUUCGUAUGAGCAAUUCGAAGCUCGAUUUAAUUCCAUGAAGUCUUCUUGUGACACAUAUUACAUAGUUGUGAUAGAAGAUACGAGAACGGAGUUAAUAAUUGGCAGUGCUACACUUGUUAUUGAACAGAAAUUUAUUCACAAUACCUCAAGUCGUGGAAGAAUAGAAGAUGUAGUUAUUAAAAAUGAAUACCGGGGGCAACAAUUAGGAAAAUUGUUGAUUGAUAUCUUAAUUGAAAGAAGUCAAAAGCUGGGUUGCUAUAAGAUCUCCUUAGAAUGUAAAAUGGAAAUGAUACCUUUCUACAAUAAGUUUGGUCUUAAAAGAGAAGAGAACAAUAAUUAUUUAGUACUGCGGUUCAGGGACUAAUUUACUAAACUUUUAAACAUAUCAAAUUAGAAUCUCAAAAUUUUAAGUAAAUAUUGAUGAAGCUUUUGCAGGAUGUUUAAAGAAAUCAAUUUAUAUUGAAAUAACCAUUCAGCUAACCAUUUUCUCUUGCAUCUCCAAUUGCCAAUUGAGAUAUACUUAACUACAGAAAUAUAGGGAAAAUAAUGGCAUCACCCACAUUACAGAAUUCUGUGUUCCUCAACAUUUUGCUGUCAUGUGAAAUUCUGUGAAAUCUAUUUUACUAUUAACCUUUCAAAUACCAACCUGCCCCAAAGCACUCCUGAUUUUUUAAUCCAAACUUCAUGUCUUAAAGUGAUCUAAAUGAAAAUCUUUCAUUAAGAUUUCAUGUUAAUUUAUGUUCCAAAUACCAGCUUAAUAUAGACAAAGUUAUUUUAAUAAAUUUUUCAUAAUUUUCUGAAUUAAUUGAAACAAAAUAUAUUUCAAAAGGAAUAUGGUAACAAAAGGGUUCGUAUCCAUGAGAUGGGUUCUGACUGAAUUUUCAUAGAAAAAAAGUAAGAACAAGGAAUAUGACCACUUUUAUGCAUGUAUAUAUUAAUUGUUAACCACACACACACUCUUUACAGUAUGUAUAUAAAUAGUGCAGGAAAUAAUAAAACUACCAUAAUAUCAUAGUACAGUGUGUGCAGAUUACAAAUAAUAUUAAUAACUGUGUAAUGGGAGAAGGUUCAGUGAGAGUUAAUUGAAGGGAGAGGGGCACUAUCUUCAUCAACAGCAGUAUCUGCAGCAGGAGUAAGAUAACUUAUACAUUGUCGUUACUCAUUUACAAUGUAGCAUCUCUUUGUACACUGCAGUGUAGGAACUGAACUCAUUAUGAACACCUCUUGUAUAUUUCUCUUCAAUUCUUUUUAUGCAUAGAGACUGUAUUAUGUUGAUAUAAAUUUUUUUUUAAUUAACCGUUUAGCAUUUAAACCAGCCAUACUUGGCGCUAUUCUACCUGUUUUAUGUUCAAACUUGCUAUAUCCAGCCUCUCAAACCUACCUUACAAUGUUAUUCUGAAAAUAAACAAUCACAUCAUUGAAAUCUCAAAGCCACAAAAUAAAGCAGAAUUACUUCGAAACAACAUGAAUAAAUAAGCAUUAUGUUUGACAGUAAUCUGAAUACUAAAGUUGUUAAUAUAUUCUCACAUCAAAAUAGGUGUAUUCCUUGUUUUUUCCCCUUAUUUUCAUAUUCCAUAAAAACACAUCUCAAUUUAUAACUUUGAAAUUAAUGAUAAACAGGUAUUGCACCACAGAAUUUUUCAUCACAGCAAGAUUUUUUGAAACAUGGAAUUUGUAAUGUAGUAGAUGCAUAUGUUUUCUCUGUUUCACAAUUGCAGACACCAGAUAAUAAAAAAAAAAAUUUUUUAAUAAAAAAAAUAGGUUGCGGAAUAGCUUUUCAAUGUCAAUUGAUUUAUUUAAACUCCUCGCUGGAAAUUCUUUAAUAUUUUCUCAAAAUGUUGUUUCAAAAUUCUUCUCUGAUAAUAUGCCUUUGUCGGUUGGUUGGAGCAAUGAAGUUGCGUCCUUGGGAAUAUAGUUCAUUUUCACAUUGGAGAUAUUAUUUAUAUUCAGUGGGUGGCUUGGUGCAUGAAAUUAUAAUGGAGAAAGAAAGAAUUAAAAAUGUAUCUAUACCACCAUGUAA
Messenger RNA from Octopus bimaculoides (California two-spot octopus), 2946 nucleotides. Its product is annotated as glucosamine 6-phosphate N-acetyltransferase. Lineage: Eukaryota; Metazoa; Mollusca; Cephalopoda; Octopoda; Octopodidae. The record is from RefSeq and is a predicted model, not a curated record. Gene Ontology annotation, molecular function: glucosamine 6-phosphate N-acetyltransferase activity.